This is a messenger RNA of Fusarium keratoplasticum, 369 nucleotides long. RefSeq lists its product as uncharacterized. The coding region runs from base 1 to 369 and encodes 122 amino acids. The record is from RefSeq and is a predicted model, not a curated record. The transcript has 3 exons. Lineage: Eukaryota; Fungi; Ascomycota; Sordariomycetes; Hypocreales; Nectriaceae.
AUGACACGACGAAAAUGUAAUGGGGCACCCUUCCCCGAGAUCUGGCUGCUGAAUGAUUGCAUUGCUGCGGGACUUCAGUACUACCAUCUCUCAAGGAUACUCUUGAUUGUCCAUGACCCUCGUGUACCUCGUCUCUGCCGAGCACGGAGAGAGGCAUCUCGUUGGAUUGAUGCUCAGGUAAGGAACGAUCUUGAGAUUAUUUGUGGAAUCGCGGAGUCAAUGAGUAAAAUCAACCCGAUGCACAUAACCGCCUGCAUGGCAAUCUCCAUGGUCGGAGAUCGUUGUUCUCAAAGAAGUCAGCAAGGUGCCAUCAUCAAUAUUCUGGACAAAACGACCACAGAAUAUGGGUGGUCUACCGAACUUGCGUAA